Danio aesculapii is the source of this 2440-nucleotide messenger RNA. It is a transcript of the gene slc2a15b, whose product is annotated as solute carrier family 2 member 15b. Gene Ontology annotation, biological process: monosaccharide transmembrane transport. Gene Ontology annotation, molecular function: hexose transmembrane transporter activity. The transcript has 12 exons. Gene Ontology annotation, cellular component: membrane. Bases 115 to 1686 code for a protein of 523 amino acids. Lineage: Eukaryota; Metazoa; Chordata; Actinopteri; Cypriniformes; Danionidae. The record is from RefSeq and is a predicted model, not a curated record.
UUUCUGAAAAUAACUUGCGCUGGGAUGCCGCCGGUAUAAGGUUUUUAAGGGGAAAAACAAUAGUCUCUCUCAUUCGAGUUUUAGAGUCAAAGAGCCGCUUGCUUUAGCUCAUAGAUGGCGGAGGAGGUUUUGAUAGAUCCAGGGAAAACUAGAGGGCAUCUAACCUCAUCCCUGUUGGCAGUAGCAUUUCUGUCUUCUUUCGGGAGCUCCAUGCUCUAUGGUUAUAACCUGGCUGUGGUUAAUUCACCCUCACAGUACAUAAAGGACUUUUUUAAUCAAACCAUUGUGAGGCGGCAUGGGUCAGGAGUGGAUGAAGAGACUCUCACGCUUAUGUAUUCAUUCACUGUGUCUAUAUUUGCCAUUGGAGGGUUGGUGGGCUCCCUGACAGUGAGGAUGCAGGUCACCAGAUUUGGGAGGAAAGGGACACUGGUACACAGCACAGUUCUGGUGUUUAUCGCUGGAGUUCUGAUGGGCUUCAGCCGGUUAUGUGGAUCUCCAGAGAUGAUCAUUGUUGGGCGCUUCAUUACAGGGAUACAUUCAGGAAUAGCUCUCAGCGUGGUGCCCAUGUAUCUGGGAGAAAUUGCUCCAAAGAAUCUCCGGGGGUUUCUAGGACUCGUGCCCAGCAUCUUCAUUUGUAUUGGAGUGUUUAUUGCACAGAUUCUGGGACUCCAUGAGCUCUUGGGCAAGGAAGAGCACUGGCCUUUAUUCUUCUCUUUGGUCGUGGUUCCUACAUUUAUACAGCUCAUGUUAUUGCCGUGGUUCCCGGAGAGUCCACGAUACCUGUUGAUAGAAAAGAGGAACAUCCAUGCCACUAUCACAGCACUUAAGUGGUAUCGUGCUAAGGGUAACAUCCAGGCUGAGGUGGAGGAGAUGCAGGAGGAACAGCGCUCUUUAUCCUCAGUGGAGACUGUGUCAGUCUUGCAGCUCUUCAGGGAUCCGUCUGUUCGCUGGCAGCUUGUUACAGUCAUUGUUGUCAAUGCUGGGAUGCAGCUGUCUGGAAUCGAUGCGAUCUGGUUCUACACUAAUGACAUCUUUGAGAACGCUGGCAUUCCUUUUAAUCAGAUUCAAUACACAACUGUAGGCACUGGAGCCAUAGAGGUCAUCGCUGGGCUUAUAGGGUGUUUUGCUAUCGAGCGAGUGGGUAGAAGACCCUUGAUGAUUGGUGGUUUCACUUUCAUGGGUGUGUGCUGUGCUGGAAUCACCUUCUCCCUCUUAUUAGAGGCUCAUAUAUCCUUCAUGCGGUACAUCAGUGUGGCCUGCGUGGUGGGAAUCAUCGCUGGAUUCUGCAUAGGGCCUGCUGGUGUCCCGUUCCUCAUGACAGGAGAACUCUUUAAACAAUCUCAUCGACCCUCUGCCUACAUUGUAGGAGGAUCUCUCAACUGGAUAUCAAACUUCGCUGUAGGAUUUGUCUUUCCUUUCCUUCAGAUGUCAGCCGGGGCGUUCUGUUACCUGGUGUUUUGUGGAGUGUGUGUCGGGGUGGCAGCCUACGUCUUCUUCAUCAUCCCUGAAACGAAGAACAAAACCUUCAUGGAAAUCAGUCAGCUAUUUGCCUUAAGAAAUGCUUGUGAAAUUGAAAACCAGUCGCUGGUAACCAGUGGUCAACUCGCUCUCAAAAAGAUGAAUGGUUAUGGAGCACUGGUGCAUGUAGUAGAUGUGGACAAAAAGGAGAAGGCAGAGACACAGUGAUGAAAGAGGGGAGUAUUGCUUCAAUGAGGACCAGAAUUGACUGCGUAGAUACAGGCUCUAAUUUAAUAUUUUAUUUAAAAAAAUAAAUAAAUAAGUGCAGACUGCUAUGGGUGAAUGCAAUAUAAUUAGCUGACUGAACAUGAUCAAAAGUUGUUGUUAAAAAGAUUAAAUAAAGGAUUGUCUUUUGAUAUAUUGGACUAUUGGAAAACAAGUAAAGUCAUUUCUCUUUUUAGUGCUUAAAGUCAGUGUGAAAUAAAAAUGAACAAUGUUUAUUUUGCUAGCGCACACUGUUAUUCUUCAGGUGAACUAUUAUGCAAGUUUAUCCACUAAAAAAUCAAAGUCUGGUAAUUUGCGUUUGGAGUGGCAGUCCAUUUUUGAUGACUUCCGUUUGAUCGCUUCAAUCGUAUUAUUCUUAACCGUGCCCCUUUAUCUAUGACAGAAUGAAGCCCCGCCCUCGCCUCGCCCCCAUAUUCAGUUUCAGUUGGAAGUUUAUCAACAUACUGAAAUAAAAGUCUCAGCAACUUUAAGUUCAUGGAGAGGCGUCUGGAUGCACUUGCAGGCUGAACUGUAUGCAAUGCUUUUAAUGCCCACCCCUAACCUUACACCUUGCAGUGACGUUACUAGCUUCACUGAGUGCAUUGUGUCUGACAUUGCAUUUCUGAGAUAUGCAGUCUCAGCUUGCUAAUCCAAGUCUGCAUUCAGAUACUAUUGGGUUUAUGCUGACUUUAAGUUAGCUAACAUUUUAGUACAAGUA